This is a messenger RNA of Henningerozyma blattae CBS 6284, 9501 nucleotides long. RefSeq lists its product as uncharacterized. The record is from RefSeq and is a predicted model, not a curated record. Bases 1 to 9501 code for a protein of 3166 amino acids. The transcript has a single exon. Lineage: Eukaryota; Fungi; Ascomycota; Saccharomycetes; Saccharomycetales; Saccharomycetaceae.
AUGAGCACUCAAAGAAGAGUCAUUCAACAAAGAGUUGUUACAGACCCAAACGUCCAUACCACAGCAGAAUUACCUCAAAAAUAUUACUUCUCCCCCACACUGGGUAUCUCUGUCGUUCACGAUUAUAACAAGAGUGAAGAGAUUUCUGAAGACGCUGCUGCUGCGGUUUUAAAUCCAGAUAAUUUGAAAGCCAUUGGUAUAAACAAUAUCAAUAACUUGAAUAUGAGAUAUAAUGGUUCUCCAAACACUGUGGCUUCAAAUACUUUGAAGUCUGCAAAGAGGAUAAAUUCAAUAAGAAAUAACUCCAACAUUAACACAAAUACAACUGUAAGUGGGAAUGCACUCACCACUUCUCAAACCACUAGGCUAUUGUCUCAGCCAGAUUCAAGUUAUUUCAAACAUAUUCCUACUACUUAUGUAGAAGAGGAAAUUAAUACCCCAGCUUAUCUAUAUUCACAACAACAACAACAACUACAACAACAACAACUACAAUUACAACAACAACAAUUACAAAUGCAACAACAACAGUUGCAAAUGCAAGUCCGUGAGGCAAAUAAUCAAAGAAGAUUAAGAAGGUCCAUUAAUAAGCCUUCCUACCAAAAUAAAUAUUCUUAUGAUAAUGACAAUUAUGCUUAUAAUAAUGAUUACGAGGGCAAAACUGCCACUGCAACCCCUAGAUCAGUGAGUUCUAAGAGAUUCGCUAAACAACAGCAAUCUAAAAGUAGAAACCCAUCUAGAGACUUAUACUAUGAAGACUUUGAUGAUGAUAUGACUGUAACUAACACUCCAAAAGUCACUCAAAGUAAGCACCAGCAUCAUUCUCAUCAUCGUUCCCAUUCUCAUUCUCAUAGUCACCCUCGUUCUCAUGUCCCAUCACAUUCUCAUUCUUAUUCAGGACCUUCUCAACGUCAUCAAUCUAUCCCAACGCCUCGUUCAAUGGAAAACAUGUCUACCACUACUCCAAAGAAAGUCUCUACUGGUUAUUUGAUGGAUGAACCUUUAACUUCUGAUGAAGAAGACGAAGAUCCUUAUUCAAAUGAAUUUAAAAAUUUUGAAGAAAAUAAUAUUGAUGAAUCAAACUUCAAUAAUCAAAGAAAGGCUACUACUACUAAGUCUUUAUAUAUGGAGAGAAGAAAAUCUAUGGAUCCAGGUUUACCAAUCAUCAAUACUGAACCUGCUUAUCCUUCUGAGAAAAAGUCUUUAAAACAAUCUAAGUAUGCUUCUAAACAAAAAAUUAGGAACGAAAUUCCAUUAGCCAUUGCUUUGACUCAAAAGAAAGUUACUGAUAAUGAUUCUAUUAAAGUUUCAGACUCAAUUGUCAAUUAUGUUAAUGAAGUAGUUCAUUCUCAUUUAGAUGAUGAUUUCGAGUUUAAUAAAGUUAGUCAAUUAAAUCCUCAAUAUCAAAGAAAAUAUAAAGACUUAUUAGGUUAUGAUUUGACUUCACAACAAUAUGAUGCUAUUAAAUCUUAUUUAAGAAAAUCAAACGCUAAUCCAAUCAAUAAUUCCUCCACUACUUCUUAUAAAGACAAUUCUUUGAAUUUUUAUGAUUUGGAUUUAGAUAAUUUUAAUGCAACUUCCUCCAAUAAUGCUAGAUCGGUUUCAAACACAUCCUCAUCUAAGAAAUUAGUUGGAUUAGAAAAGCAGAAGCAAAUGCAAAGACAAAAGAUUAAAAGUAGUACUAAUAAAGGUUAUCGUUCCGAUUCUGAUCUAGACUCUGAUUUCAAUUUCAAACUAGAUUUUGAUACUUCAGACAAAAGAUAUAUUUCUAAAAUAGCCAAACCAACCAUAAAGGAAAACGAAAAAUUCUUAAUCGACCAAAAUCUAGAUCUAGAUGAAAACGAUGGCUUUUAUGAAUUCAAUAAAUUUGAUUACUCUAUCCCAAUCACCUCAACAACUUCAGAUGCAAAAUAUCAAACCAGAAAGAAUAUUCGUAAUGAUGCUGAACUAUUCAUGACUCCUCGUGAGAAGCCUUCCAGACAAUCUAGUAGACGUUCAAGAAUGCGUUCUUCUUCUGCCUCGUAUGCAAGAACUAAAGCUUCUGAUAAAGUUCAAUCGGAUCGUUAUCGCCGUAGUCACUAUCAAGAACAACCUGGCUAUGAGUUAGAAAAUGAACCUGAUAUCCCAGACUAUUCUUCCAAAAACAUGAAUCGUAGUGUUUCUGAUUAUACCUCAACUAGACGCUCUAAAUCAAAGCGCAACUCUAAUUUACAAAAAAGAUAUUCUGAAAGAUAUGAUGAUGUUUAUAAUGCUGAUUAUGAUGAAAUUUUAGAAACUCCAAGGGGAACAAAAAUCGUACCUUCUCGUAAGAUCACUUCUCCUUCUAAGAAAAAUUCUAAAAAGACCCCUUCAAGGAAGGUCUCUACCCCGAGACAAGCUAAACAGCUUCUAGAUUCGAAUAUUAGAAAUUCUACCAUUCAAGUUGAAGAUAUUUCCACGUCAAAUAAACCGCUAUUGGGUUUAGGUGUUACAACGAAAAAUUCUGAUGAACCAAAUCCAGAAUAUUCCGAGCAAAAUGAGCAAGGUUUUGAAACUGUAACUGAAGAUGAAUCUGCUUUGGAAGAUACUGAUUUACAGCUUACUCCAACUCCUUAUGCAAAGAAAAAUAUCCCUAAAUCUCAGAACAUUACCACUACUUUGCCUCCUGUAGAGCAAACCUAUAAUGAUGAUGGGUUUCAAACUGUAACUGAAGGUGAAGAAGAUGAAGAUGAAUAUCCUCAAACCCCAGCUACCAAGCCUUCUCCAAGACUUGAUCGUCAUCAGAAACAACCACAGCAAUCUCCACGAUCUGGUACAUAUGCAGAAAAGAUCAUUGUUCCAAAUGAAUUACCGGAGGCUUAUCCCAUUGAAAAUCUAGAAAAUGAACCUGUCGAAGAUAGUGCCUUCAGUACUGAAGUAGAAGACGAAGAACAACAAGAUCUUGAUAAUGAUGAAUCUUUAAAAGAAACCUAUAGAGCUGCUGAUACUCGUUUCCCUAUUGAUCAAGUUUCUGUAUAUGAUGAUGAAGAGGAAGAAGAAGAAAUUGAAGCACCUCCUGAGACUGCACAACUUCAACCAGAAGCUCCAAGUUCAUAUAGAGAUGAGAUCGAUGAAGAUGAUUAUAUAAUCAACCCUUCUACUCCUGCACCUAAAGGAUCAACCGAGUACAACAAGAAUGUUAGACGUGUUUCAAAACAGAGAAAAUCAACAGAAAUUCAUCCAACUAGGAAAGCAUCUUCUCAUCCAAUAGCUAAAGCUUAUGAUAAGUUAACUUCAAGACAACAAAAAAUUAACGAACAAAAAAGAUCUGUUAGAAAAUCUGUUGCAAAGAAAAAUAGAAAGACAGCCUUUGUCAAUAAAGACACUCUAUUAAAUGAUGAUUAUUUUAAAUUAAAGAAUAUCCAAGAUGAAAAUUCACCUAUCUUCGAUGAAAAUGAUUUUGAGUAUUCUACUGUUAAUAAGCCUGCCACUCGUUCUCCAAAGAGAGUGACGUCGAGAAAAAAACAGGAAACUUUUGAUUUAAAUGAAACUUUGACUGAUAAUCAAAUUGAUCAAGAGGGUAGAGGUUUAAAUGGGAAUUUCUAUAGAACAUUACCAACAACAUAUGCUGGUUUACAAAAUAUUAAACAACGCCCAAAAAAGGUAAAAAGAGUGAAAAAAGUUACAGAAUCGCCAGGUCAGGCUAGAAAAGUAAAGCAUGGGAAGCAUAAAACUACUGAAACGGUUCUUCGCCCUCAAUAUGCCUCAGAUAAUCCAUUAAUGGCUGGUUAUGCUACAUCUAGUUUUAAAAGAAAAGAUCGCCAUUUUGCACCAGUUGGCACUUCUAUGAGACAUGAUGAGAAUAGUGAUUUAUGGAGACCUGUUAAUCAAAGUACUGUUUUAAUGGGACAAAGCCCUCAUUACAAAUAUCAAAAGAUUCAAACUAAGCCUACUUCACCAAGAAAACUAAAAAAAAAAUUAGUUAAAAAACAGCAACAACUUCCUUCACCAACACCUUCCCCCAUUACAAGUGAUCAUGAAAGUAUCCCAGAAACUGCUAUAACAACUGCAACUAGUAUACCAGAAAAUGAACAGCAAAUUAAAGGUAAUUUUGAAAAUUUUAGUGAUGACUAUUUGCAAAGAAACAAUGAUGUUGUGGAAUCAGAUAACGUUGUAGAUGAAAAGUCGACUGUUACUGUUGCCUUAAGUGAUGGUUUUCGUAUAAGAGUUGCUAAUCCUGGAGAAAGGCUACUUUCAAAAUAUUCUCAAACGAAUAGGCAACAAAAAAAAAGAGCUAGUAGUUUAAAGAAAAAUCAAAUACCCGUAAAACCAAAAGGUACCAGAAAAGUAUCUACUUCCCAACGUCCAUAUUCUGCUCAAUAUAUUUACAACAGAAAAAGAAAGGAAGCACAAAGAAACCGCUACUCUGAAGCAGAUUUACCACGAUUCCCAAAAACAGUCAGAAGUGAUCAGGAAAGAAGUAACUUAAGAGGUUCAGUAGCUAGUCGUCAUGAUGUUCGUUCUACACCACUUGCGCAUCAAGGUUUUAAUGUUAGGUCAACCAAUGAUGAUGAAGAAAUGUAUCAACAAGCUUUGAGGAUUGCACGCAGAAGAUUUAAUAGUCAUAAGGAUCUUGAAAAUGAAGAUUUAAUGGCUGAUGAUGAAAUCUCUGAUUACCCAGAAGAGCCAAGAACUAAAGGUACAGCUAGUAAGUUAAGAAAUACGUUGGUCGGUUCAAGUCGUCAAGCUGGUCCUAGUGAUGAUUUCGGUAUUCAGCCUACUUCAAGUUUCCGUCGUUCCCGUCCAUCUCAAUCCACCAGACGCACCACCUUAAGAGAUAUGCCACUAGAAGAUCUCGAACAUACACGUGAUUAUGGUCAAUAUAAUAAUGAUACAUAUUAUCCACAUUCGUCAAUUGGUAGAAGAAAAAGCUGGAAGGAAAUUUUAUUAGGUUCUGAAGCUGCUCGUAACAAUGAUGUGAAUAAUGGUAUUCCAUACGAUAGUUAUUAUGAUCAACCAACUUAUAAUGAUGAUGUUUACGAUAAUAAUUAUUUAGGUAAUCAACAAGAACCUCGUAAGCAAAAUUUAGAUUUGUUACAUCAUAAACAUCAUAAUAGACCACAUUCAAAGCACAGAAAAUCUUGGAAAAGUAUUUUAUUAGGAUAUGAUGAUUCUGUUACUAGUUUAUCGAGUGCAGGUCAAGUUGCUCCACAAAAUAAUUUGAAAUCACCAAAGUCAAAGAAAAUUUCGAAACAAUCAAAAAUUAAAAGAAAGACACCAGCUACUUAUAAUGGACAAGCAGUAGUGCCUGAUGAAGGAUUGCAGAAUGUUCAACAAGGUUUAGAUCCAGAUUUUGAGAAUGGUUAUAGUACUGCAGAAGAUGAUAAUAUGGAAAACUCCUCUCCAUUAGGAAAUUAUGAAGAAGGUAAUUUUUACGACGCUCCUGAAAUUCAACCAGAACAUGGUCAACAAGCUCAUGAAAGGCAAUAUCGUAAUAACAGUAGACAUUCGAAAUUAAGAUCAGUUUUAAUUGGUGAACCUGACUAUGAAAAUACUUCCAAAUCAAAGCACCCAUCAAAAAACCAAGACGGUAUAUCGCAACCUUAUGUAGAUGAUGAACAAGAAAAUAUUCAGUCAUCUCCUAAGACAACUCGUGAUAAAGCUUGGAAGGUAGCUUUAGUUGGUUCAACUCAAAGUACAAAAAGAAAACAAAGAGUAAGCACAGGUCCAUCGGCUGAAUAUCCUCAAGUAUCAGACGUGGCAGAUGAUAUACAACAUUAUGAUGCUACAAGAGGUAACGAAUACCAACAAUCUAAUAAUCGUCUUAUACGAAAGAAAUCCUUGAAAGAAGUUUUAGUUGGUUCUAACCGAAAUUCAGUAACAACUCCAAAAAGCACUUCGCAUUCGUCUGGAACUCAGUUUAACUCGCUUAUAGCAGAUGAUGAUAUGGACGAAUAUUAUGAUGCUGCCCCUAACACCUCUAACUUAAAGCGUCGUAAGUCCUUAAAAGAGGUUUUUCUAGGCCAAAAGGAACCAUCUGCUUCUAAUGACGCUUAUUAUGAUAAUGAAAAUGUUGGUAGUCCUUCGAGAAAUAGAAAUUCUUUGAAAUAUGUCUUGUUAGGUCAAACUUCUUCAUCAAGUCCUGUAAACAGAUCAAAUAGAAAUUCAACAAAGAGAAACUCUUUGAAUUAUAAUGAGAAUAAUGGAAUAGCUGAAACUAAUGAUGGUUAUGAAAACACAUAUGACCAAAGUGAAGCAGUCGAUGAAUUAUUAAACAAUACAGAGAUUCAGGCAGAAGAUUUUCAAUCUAAUGAAGAGGAAGAAGAAGAAUAUUAUAAUCAAUCGCCAAUCCCACAAGAAGGUCAGAAAUUGAAAAAAAUCUUGGUUGGUUCCACUUCAAAAUCCAAUGAGAAAUUUGAACCUCGUUCAGUUGCUAAGCAAAGGAAUCCACCAGUAGUACCAGGCAGUCAAGUUAUUCCAGAUGAGCCUGUUUCUGAUGAGGAGUUUGUUGAUACAAUUGAUAAUCAAAAUAAUUUGAGAACCGAUGAGGGAUCAUAUGAAGAUUUUCUAAAUGCCACCAAUGAAAAUGAUGCGAGGCAACCUUCUAAUAGCCAAGGUAAAUUGAGAACCCUUUUAGUAGGAAACAAUCAAGAUCAGCCAAUCGAGGGUGUGAAUGAAUAUUCAAACAAAGUAGUAAAUGGGGAUGUAGAAAAUGAAGAUGCAUAUUUGCCUGAAAAUGAACAAAGUAACCUUAGGCCUAGUCAACAGUUAGACGUUACAAGUCCAAGAAAUGCUGGUAAAAUGUCCAAGACAAAUAUAGAAGAUUCAAAACUUCCAGAAUCUAAUACUUCUCCUAAUACUGAAGAUCAAUAUUCAAUGCUAGGUAAUAUAUUAUUGGGCCCCACUGUUAGACAACAAAGAAAAUCAAGGAGUGACCUUCCAUUAAUGGAAAAAUCAGCACUUUCACCAAGGGAUGACGAACUUCAAGGUACUAACAAUCGGAACGAAAUUACUGAACCACAAGUUCUUCCAAACUCUACUAAUGGCGUGAAAACUUCGAAAAGAAGAUCAUUAGCUAUAGCCUUGAAUACCCAAAAUUUAAGAAAGAGUAUGGAGUCAGAAGGUGCUGUUGAUACUAAUGAUACUAUUGGAUCUCAAUUUGCUUCCAGUAAUAUGACUGCACCUGUAAACACAGAGCCUGUUAUGAAUACUACAUUAGAGGAUGAUCAAGAGAUGAACGACAUCAUUUCAGAUAAAGAAGAUACAGAUAUUCCUAUUGAACCUGUUACUCCUCCACUUGAAAAAAAACCAUCAAUUAAGUUGAGAAAUGUUUUGGUUGGUAAGAAAAAAAAUAAUUCUAAAAAUCGUAAUUCAGGAGAUUUCAAAAGAAAUUCUUAUAUGUCAAUUGAUUCACAACGAGGUGAGAUUUCAUCACCUAUUCAAGAUGAUGUCAAACCUUUGAGAAGUGUAUCUACUAGAGAUUCAAAAGUGAAGAGUUUCCUUGUUGGCAAGCGCAAAUCAAAAAAUUUAGAAAAUAUUGGUACACAAAAACUUUCAGAUGAGGAUGAAUUAUUAUCUGAUGAAGAUGUAGAUAUGAAUAAUAACUCUGAUGAUCAAUUUGAAGAUGCGUCUGAACCACCUGUUAGUUAUCAAGAAGAACGUUUGGAACAAAAUGUUGAACCACUUGAACAAGAUUUAGAAGAUGAACGUGAUAACAAUUCUUUAUUGUUAAACGAAGAGGAUUCAAUUGAAAAUACAGUAGAACCAAAGCCUAUUUCUAAGGAAAUCAAUGAAAUUUCUAGUGAUACUGAAACCCCUACAAACGAACCAAAACCUGCAAUUAAAAGUUCAUAUUUAAAUUUGGAUGAUAAUAACCAAGAUAAUGAAAGUACUAAUCUGAGUACAAUGAUGCCUACUUUUGGACCUCUUAAAGAAACAAAAGAAUCUAAUGUUAUCAGUCCAACGGUAAACGGACACGACGAUGAUAAUGAUGAAGAGGCUAGUAUAUUAGCUUCAGUUAAUGUGAGGGAAGGAAAUAAUGACACGGAAUUCAACAACGACGAUAUUUCUAACCCUGCUAAUAUUACAAACCCCUUUGAAGAUUCUAAUACUAAAGAUAAUUCUAGUCAAAUUAAAGAUGAAAUCGAUGAUAGUAAACUCGUAACUAAAAAGACAAAGAGUAAUAAGAAAUCUGUUGGGAAGAAAUCAGCAGGUUUACAAACACCGGUAAGUUCGAUUUCAAAUAAUUCUAUUCAACCAAGUAAUCCAUCUGAAAAAUUAAGAAGUUUAUUUGUUGGUAAUGCAGGUAAUAAGAGAGUGAGUGAAUCUGGUACAAGUGGUAAUUCUAAUAAAAGAAAAUCUAUGAUCAGUGCCAAUAAUAAUAGUACAUUAACCAGUGGUCCUAAAAAUAAAGACAAGACUAAUACAUCAUCUAAUAGAUUAUCUAAGAGAAUUUCAAUUAUUCCUAAUUUAAAGAGAAAAUCUACCAACGAUACGAUUUCUAAAAAAAGAGACUCGAGAGAUUCUAAACAGAAAUCAGUUCAAUCAGAUGGUACUAUUAAAGUUCAACCGAAGAAGAAAGUUAAACCAAAUGAAAAAAAUACAAUUAGAAACGUUUUAGUUGGUAAGGAUAGAAGUUCGAGGAAUUUCGAGAGUAGGAGUGAUUUUGAAAAUGUCAAUGCGAGUGUGAGUGCUGUUGCAAGUGCAAGUGCAAGUGCAAGUGCAACUGUAAGUGCAAGUGCAACUGUAAGUGCAAUUGGUACACCAUCAAGACAAAGAAAAUUAUCUAACAAGAAAAAAUCGAAUAUUUUGAAUGAUUCUAAUAUGGAUGUUGAAAAUAAUUCCAGAGAUAUUUUAGGAUCAAACCAAACUAAUAUUCAAGAUGAGAAUGAAAAUACAAAUGAGAUGGAAAGUGGUUCUUCUAACAAGAAUCAAUUGCUUGGAUUAUUCAAAACUCGUAGUUCCAAGAGUAAAGAAUCAAAGAAAAGACCCAAGAGUAAAUCCAGUUUUAGAGAUGUUUUAGUUGGCAAGCCAAAUGGUGAUGAUUCAGUUGGUGCUACUUCUGAGCAAGGUGAGGUCCAAGAUGAAGAGAUGAAUGUGGAUGAUAAAGCAGACGCAAUUGAGAACGAUGGCGUGAAUGAUGGCGUGAAUGAUGGCGUGAAUGAUGGCGUGAAUGAUGGCGUGAAUGAUGGCGUGAAUGAUAGCGUGAAUGAUGGCGUGAAUGAUAGCGUGAAUGCAAACGCAAACGUUUCUGAAGAAAACUUGCAAAUGUUUGGAUCUGCUAAUGACGAAGUAUUCCAUGACGCCAUGAUGUUGGAAGAAGAUCAAGGAAACAAUACAGGUGAUGUCACGGGUACCGCAAGGGAAUCCAACCUAUUUGAAUCUGUUCCUGAAAAUUCCCUGGCUACAAGUGAUCAUCCAAUGGAGGAUGAAGAAUUUGAAGAUAUUGUAUCAUCCGAUGAUGUGAUUGAGAAACCUCCCAAGAAAAAAUCUAGUUGGAGAGCUUUUUUCACUGGAUUUGACAAUAAUAGACAAGUUGUUGUUUGA